Ixodes scapularis (black-legged tick) is the source of this 749-nucleotide messenger RNA. Its product is annotated as myb/SANT-like DNA-binding domain-containing protein 1. The coding region runs from base 198 to 749 and encodes 183 amino acids. Gene Ontology annotation, biological process: positive regulation of DNA-templated transcription. The record is from RefSeq and is a predicted model, not a curated record. Gene Ontology annotation, cellular component: nuclear body. The transcript is spliced from 2 exons. Lineage: Eukaryota; Metazoa; Arthropoda; Arachnida; Ixodida; Ixodidae.
AAAGGUCCCUUUCGCUAAAGGAGCCUUAAGAAUAAACGGAGCUCGCAGACCUCCCUUUACAGCUACAGGGAGUAGCCUCGGACCCAGGAACUCCAAUAAAAAAAGUCUAGCAUAUACGCUUCUGCUUCGUUUAUUGCACUUUAAUAAAAGAAUAUUUGCAAGGCAAAAAUUAUAAAGUAAACGUGAGCACAAACCUGAUGAAAGAUGGUAGUACCAAAUUUAUACUCGCGAUAGCGGGCAGCAGCGGUGGCACGAACGCAAUGGCGGCUGUACCAGCUUUUCGUGCUCCGAGUAGCGACGAGGAGUCGUCCGCUUCGCCUGCCCAGAGCAUUUUUGUGACCAUGAUUUCGCCUGGUGGACCAGUGAACUUGGGUGCAAGCACUAGCGGCACCAGUGGGAAAGGCCCUCGAGUUCACUGGUCCGAGGCGGAAACAUGGUCACUAAUCCGACUCUGGGAGGACAACAUCGGCGAACUCCGGCGUCAAAGGAGGAACGCCGGAGUUUACGAGACCAUACGCCUCGGUCUGGAGAGGCUGUCCAUCGACAAGACACGGAAACAAGUGAGCGAUAAGAUCGACAACCUCAACCAGACAUACAGGACGAAGAAAAAAAACCAGACAACUGGAUCUGGGAAGGUGACCUGGCCCUACUUUUAUGAUCUGCAUAGAUUCCUUGGGGGCCUGCCGAUUAACGACCCAAGCUUAGUGGACGACUCACUACCUGGAGAUGCUUUGCAGGUAUUGCACUGA